This is a messenger RNA of Betta splendens (Siamese fighting fish), 3899 nucleotides long. RefSeq names its product transcriptional repressor p66-alpha-like. NCBI's taxonomy places the organism in Eukaryota, Metazoa, Chordata, Actinopteri, Anabantiformes, Osphronemidae. Bases 611 to 2827 code for a protein of 738 amino acids. Gene Ontology annotation, biological process: negative regulation of transcription by RNA polymerase II. The transcript has 11 exons. The record is from RefSeq and is a predicted model, not a curated record. Gene Ontology annotation, molecular function: sequence-specific DNA binding. Gene Ontology annotation, cellular component: NuRD complex.
CUGGGGGAUUCGGAGCCGGUUCGACCCGGGAGUCCGUGCGCCUCGAGCUCUCGGGACGUGAAUUUUCUUAUAUGUCGGAGCCGGAGCGGCUUCGUGUUUUUGUUUGUGCGAUGUAGCUAAUGUUAGCUGGCUAACUAACAACACGCUCAGCUCCUCUGAGGCGGCGUCAAUAAUAAAGAAGCCGGCUCGUUGCACAUGUUCUGUGGGCUGGCUUUACUUUUUAAAGGGCUGACUGUAGUUCGGGUGGUGUAACAUUAAUGGUGGCCGCCGAUGCCCGUUGGAAAACCCGGUGGCACCAGUGUUGGUUCUGCUAUCUGGUAGCUAAUCUUCCUACUUCUCUCUGUGACAACCGUAGUCUUCCUCCUCUUAAAGCUGAACACACACACACACACACACACACACACACACACACACACACGCGCGCGCGCGCGCAGAGCCUCUUCCUCUCCCACGCGCGCGCGUGCGUGCCUCAACCCAGCGAGUUUGCAGUGCUUCGGGACAAAGCUGAGCGUGAGCAUUUCCUCCAUUAAACCGGUUUUGAUGCAUAUUUUCAAAGGAUUUAAAGAUUUGAUUAUGUGAUUGUUAAACGUGACGGAAGCCGGUCUCGCGCAUGGGGAUGUCUGAGGAGGCAGGCCGCCAGACACGCAGCCAGAAGAGGGCACUGGAGAGGGAGGUUGCUCCCCUUUCUAUAGAGCCCUCCACUGCUGAGAAUGAAAGCAAAAAGCCUAAACUGGACCUGCCCGAACCUACAGCACAAGCCCAAUCUCCUCCCAAACCCAACCCUGUACUGGCACAGGACAGUCAGAGCCGGACUAGCACAGGUUCAGAGCCGGACCAGGACCAGGAGCUGGAGCUGGAGCAGGAGAAGAAGCAGGACCGCUCGCCGUUAACUUUAGUGUUGCCCUUGGCCUCUGAGCCGGAGAAGGAUGAUGGGGAGCAGACCCAGAAACAGCAGGCAGCUGAAGCCAGCUCAGACAAUCGGACUGAGUGCAAUGACAAAUCCGGGAGGGCAAGGACGGAGUCGGGCAUGGAUACGCGGAGCCGGGGCCGACUGUCGGAGCAGAAGGCGUGUGGCGGUGCGCUGGCCGCAGGCGAGGUGAAGGCCACCAUUAAAGUGGAAGUUCAGACAGGAGAGCAGCCCGUGGACAUGAGCACCUCCAGAGGCAUAAAAAGAGAGAAGCUCCCUCCGUCCCUUGAAGACGAUGACGUCAUCGUCUUGUCGGAUAAUGACUCCCCCAGUCCACCAAUGAACGGCCUGAGCCACUUUAAAGAACUGGACACUGAACUCCUCAUGAAGAGCAGCCCGGCGGAGAGGGAGCGCAUCAUUAAGCAGCUGAAGGAGGAGCUGAGACUGGAGGAGGCCAAGCUGGUGCUGCUGAAGAAACUCCGGCAGAGCCAGAUACAGAGGGACACCCUGCAGAAGCCCUCAGGUCUUUCCAGCUCCUCUGCUCCUCCUCCUCUCAUUCGUGGAACGAUUGCCAGCAGUAAAGGCUCUCAGCAGGUUUUGGCGGGCAAAAGUUCGGGCACGGUUAUUCCUCCGCCGCUGGUGAGAGGGGGGCAGCAGGUGUCGUCCAAACACGGCUCUCAGAUCAUCAUGCCGCCUCUGGUCAGAGGGGCACAGCCCAUCUCUGUGUCUCCACAGCAGAUCCAGGCCCUUCGCCAGCAGCAGCAGCAGCAGCUGACCGUGUCCGGGGGCUCAGGCUCAGGGCCUCCUCCUCUGCUGUUGGGACCCAGGACCUCGACAGCCCAGGGACAGAGAGGCAUAGUCCAGUCGGGCCUCAUCAGAGUUGGCAGUAGUGCAAACACACUGGCCUCAUCUUCCAGUUUGAAGGGCUCCUCAGGAAGCAGCUUGUCCCUGCUUGGCGUGAAUGAUUCUCCAGCCAGCCGCCAAGCCGCAGCCAAACUCGCCCUGCGGAAACAAUUAGAGAAGACCCUGCUGGAGAUUCCCCCACCAAAGCCUCCUGCCCCAGAGUUUAACUUCCUGCCGUCAGCAGCCAAUAAUGAGUUCAUCUACCUGGUGGGACUGGAGGAAGUUGUGCAGAACCUGUUGGAUACCAUCCACAGAGGAAAGACAGGUGUUCUGCUGUCCAAGCCCAUUGUCAGAGACCCCUUCACCUGCAGUCAGUGCAACACUGACUUUACCUGCCGCUGGAGGCAAGACAAGACCAAAGGCGGGACUUUGCUCUGCGAGGACUGCAUGUCAUCCAAUCAGAAAAAGGCUUUGAAAGCUGAGCAUACCAAUAGGCUCAAAGCAGCGUUUGUCAAAGCACUGCAACAAGAACAGGAAAUAGAGCAGCGGAUAAUUCAGCAGACAUCCUCACAAAUCUCCCACAGUAGCUCCUCCUCAUCUUCAUCAAUGAAAGCAGAGCAUUUGAAGCAAGCCAGAGCGAGCCUCCCUGCCAGCCUCCUUCACCAUCACUCCAUCAAGAGCUCCCAGGGCCAGCUGUCCCACGGCGUGUCAUCAGUGGGUGUGAGGGGUGUCCACCACUCCUUCUCCUCCUCAUCCCAGCUGCAGAGUGCAGUGGCGGCGGCAGCUUUGGUCAGCCGGCCAGGUAAGCAUGCUCACGUUUCCCACCGCUCUGUCCAGAGUUCAAAGGUGAGCAGCAGUGGGAUCGGCGGCAGCAGGAAUGUCAGCGGAGGUAGUUCUUCAUCCAGUGCAUGGAAGAAGCAGAGCAACAGCAACACAGGAGUAACGAUGGCCUAUGUGAACCCCAGCCUGACUGGUCACAAGACAUCAGCCAGUGUAGAUGCUCGUCAGAGGGAGUACCUGCUGGACAUGAUCCCCUCUCGUUCAUCGAUCUCGCAGACUGCAAACACAUGGAAAUAACUGAAAUACUCUUAUAAUAUACAUUAUUAGUUUUUGUUCAAGUUGCUCAGUAAGGUCAACAGCACCUCCUUGAGGACUGUUUAGCAAAUACACUCUCAAAGUGAAGAAACCUUCCUUCCUUUUGUAUGAUUGUUGUUUUAGUUUUCUUAGUUUGUAUUGUUUAUUUUGAGGUUCAUGUUCUUUGGUGAGUAUGCAGAAACCAUUUUGAUUUGAUUAGAGCAAAGAAAAAACAAAUACUUGAAGGGCUUCCCCCUGGGUACUUCUGUCCUCCAGAUGCUGUAGUUUAACAAUGGUUCUAUCUGCAUUGAGUACCUUGAUUUAAAAACUUAAAAAUAAAACAGAAUCAGUACUCACCUCUGGGCUCAGAAGCUCUUUCUGCCAUGAUGUGGGUCAAACUGACCCAGCCUCUUGACACUUGAAUGGUUAUAGUUAUACCAAGAGUUCACGUUCUUUAACCUCCAUUAUUUUAAGCAAAAACAAAUAAACAAAAAGCUGUAAAAUUUUCAAUACAUCAUCCCUGUAGGUAAAGGUUUGGAUUUAUUUUAUAUUUACAAUAAGUUAUUUUUGUUAUUUUCUACUGGUGUUAAAAAUCACUCUGUAUAUUGUGGUUUCCACAUAUGAAGAGUUUAUUGUACCUUUCUUUUUUUCUUCUCCUGUUUAACAGCAUGCUGACCCUUAACCCUUUAUUCAUUUGGCACCUUAGCUAACGAAGCAUGGUGUUGUUGCCUAAUUCAUCUGUAAUUACCAUACGUAAUUUACACAUUUUAUAUUAAUGUCAGUUUUAUUUUGAGUGUUCUAUCACAGCUGAAAGAACCCAAACUCUGAAGGAGAUGGACUUGCUACAUUGGAGCAGACAUCUAUACCUCCCAUUUAUUCAAUGUGGCAAAUACAUACACAAUACAGUCCUGAAUCAGGUGGUAACAACCACUCCAUCUUUAUCAUGUAACCCUAACCAUGCUUCACACUUUCCCUGCUUCCUUGAUAUAAUUGCAUUGUACAAACUUAUGUUAAGAUUUAUUUGGUUUUACUUUUUUCCUAGCUCCUAAAGAAAUAAAUAAAUAUACAUUUUAAA